Molecule: messenger RNA, 972 nt
Organism: Aspergillus niger
Lineage: Eukaryota; Fungi; Ascomycota; Eurotiomycetes; Eurotiales; Aspergillaceae
Exons: 2
Coding region: 1-972 (323 amino acids)
Biological process (GO): branched-chain amino acid biosynthetic process
Cellular component (GO): mitochondrial nucleoid; acetolactate synthase complex
Molecular function (GO): acetolactate synthase regulator activity
Source: RefSeq, a predicted model, not a curated record
AUGGCAUUCCGGCGUCCUUUGAUGCUGUCAACGACAGCAUCAACGCCUUUCCUGUCCGUUGCGAGCCGCAACUCACGCCUGGGAGCCUCCCGAUUCAGCACCACCAUUCGGGCCUCUUCCUCCAGUUCGACCUCAGCCCUAGCCUACAAGGCCCUUCAUCGCCGGUCUCCCCUCCCUCUCCCCGUCAACGAUGCCUCGCCGCAAUGGGACGCCCCCACGGCCGUUUCGUCCAUUCUCUACGAAACCCCUUCCGUCCCCACCAACCCUCCCAAGCGCCAUAUCCUGAACUGUCUGGUGCAGAACGAGCCCGGUGUGCUGUCCCGCGUGUCCGGUAUCCUGGCUGCUCGCGGCUUCAACAUCGACUCUCUCGUCGUCUGCAACACCGAGGUCGAGGAUCUGUCUCGUAUGACCAUCGUCUUGCAGGGUCAGGACGGCGUCGUCGAGCAGGCUCGUCGUCAACUCGAUGAUCUCGUCCCCGUCUGGGCCGUCCUCGAUUACACUGACUCCGCCCUGGUGCAGCGCGAACUCCUCCUCGCCAAGGUCAGCAUCUUGGGCCCCGAGUUCUUCGAGGAAUUGCUGCAGCACCACCGCGAAAUCACCACCCCCGGUGAGCAGACUGAGGGUCAGAAGGAUAAGGCUGCGCAAGUUGCGAAGACCGAGUUCCACCCCCGUAAUCUGCCCCAUUCUCAGGCUUUGAGACACAAGCAUGAGCAUUUGGAUGCGAUUACUCGCUUGACUCAUCAGUUCGGUGGAAAGGUGCUGGAUAUCAGUACCAACAACUGCAUUGUUGAGGUCUCCGCCAAACCCUCCCGUAUCGACUCCUUCAUGAAGCUCAUCGGCCCCUUCGGUGUCCUCGAGUCCACCCGUACCGGUCUGAUGGCUCUGCCCCGGUCUCCUCUCUUCGAGCCUAGCGAGGAGAUCGAGAAGGACGCCGCUGACGUUGUUGACGCCAGCACCCUUCCCCCCGGUUAA